AUGAUUUCAUCACUAUUAUUAGUAGUAUUAGUAUUAUUAUCAUCGUCGUCAUUUUUGAUUUCCUCUGCGUUUGGAAGUCAAAAUCAACAAAUUAUACAAUACAAAAAAUUAUUAUUAUCACAUCAUAAUUAUAUAAGACAAACAAGAAAUCAAUGUGAUUAUAAAUGGAGUGUACCGGCUGAAAUAAAACUUAAUGAUUUAAUAUGGGAUGAUGGACUAGAAGUAACCGCUCAACAAUAUGCUGAACAAUGUGAAAAUUUACCAAGUCAUACACAUGAAAGAACUACAUGUCGAUGGAAGUCAGUUGGUCAAAAUACUGCACAUGUUUAUUCAGUGCCAGAUACUAUCAAUGUUUGGCGAAAUAGUCAUCGUUUUUAUAAUUUCCAAAAUGAUGAAUGUCAAUCCGGGCAUAAUUGUUAUGUAUAUAAACAAGUUGUAAACAUUAACACAACACAUAUUGGAUGUGGAAUUCACUUGUGCUAUGAUUAUGUGAAACAAAGAAAUAAAUAUAUGGUUGUAUGUAAUUAUGCUCCUGCUGGUUAUUAUGGAAAUCAAUCUAGCCAUUUGACUGGUUAA
Schistosoma turkestanicum is the source of this 576-nucleotide messenger RNA. NCBI's taxonomy places the organism in Eukaryota, Metazoa, Platyhelminthes, Trematoda, Strigeidida, Schistosomatidae. The record is from the annotation of a GenBank genome assembly.